AUGUGCUCUGCAGACAGAGUGGAGAGUGUUGGAUCAGCAGUGAGCAGGCCCAGUAUCAGGAGUGAGCAGCUCUUCCUCCACACUCACAAUGGGCAGGAAGCCCCUCUAAUAGCUCCAGCACUACUACGUCUGCUACUACGGCCAGCGAGGUGCGGAAAGCUCCCGCGGCGUCACGAGGAGAGGAGCGCCGCCAGCCCGUUCAUCAUGUGUCUGCAGAGCAGCACAGUGGCCGCUCUGUGCGACCUGCCCUCGCCCAUCUCCUCGCUUCAAAUCCACUUAAAGCUGAGGGCUGACGUCAGCGCAGUCAAGGCCUCUUUCUCCUGCUGCAAGUCCAACCAUCAGCUGUGGUCACCAAUUUCAGCGCAAAGUGCCAUGGGUUGA
Messenger RNA from Knipowitschia caucasica, 381 nucleotides. The record is from the annotation of a GenBank genome assembly. NCBI's taxonomy places the organism in Eukaryota, Metazoa, Chordata, Actinopteri, Gobiiformes, Gobiidae.